AUGAAAUAGAACCAGUACAACCAUGGCAGUUUUGCAUUUGUGAAAUUACAACAGUAUGGUCAAAAGUAAAAGGUUUCCAGCAGCUUUAAGAAAAAUAGGACUUGCCCUUUAAGAGGACUUUACCUUUCAGUCACCUGGCGACCACACCUUAACCACAACUCGACAGGACCUGCGUUGUCAGCGACCCAAACAGGAGUGGGUAAAGCCUCCAAAGAUGGAGGCUUACAGCUUGCCUGAGGACAUGCAGGCAGGAGGACAGAUAGAAGACAGAGACACAAGAUCAGAGAAGUUGUUGAGAAGUUUAACCAGCUGGGAAGACGGCAAACAGGCGUUGAAUGUAAAGAGAGGCGAGCCUGAAGAGAACCAGCUGCCCGAGAAAGCUGCUCAGGUGUUCCAUCCUGCAGUGAUUCAGUCACUGUCCUCAUCAAGACAAAGUGAAACAAUGGGGGAAAUAGACAAGAGUCCUCAAAACGUCUCUCAGGGUUUCAACCAACAUGGCUUCCCGUACGACUGGCGUGAAGACACGCCCCAAACCACAGAUGGCCGGGGCUGUCCCAGUAGGGAUAACUUAAAGAUAUGCGUCUCCCUGAUGACUUCAGCAAUUUUCUUCCCCUUCCUUGUCUGGGGAGGAUUUGUGUUCCUGCCAUUUGAUGCCCCCCUACUGGAUGGUGCCCCUUUCAGGCUGGUCUACACAUUACGCUGUUCUGUGAUUGCAGCCACGCCAGUCAUUUUAGGAUGGCUGGUUCUAGGUAUCAGCAGACUCAGAUUUGGCAUCGUUCAGCCUUUAUUCAAGGAAGAGCAGCAGCUUCAGGAGGUCAAGCUUCACAGAGGCUUCAUGUCGGACUCAGUCACCUUGUUCCUGCUCUACUUCCUGCAGCUGGUCGUCAUGGCGAUGUACCUGAGCCAGGAGCAGCUGAAGCUGGUGCCUCUUCUCACCAUAAUUUUUGCCAUUGGACGGUUGGCUUACUGGGUGGCUGCUGCAUUUGGCAGCAGUAUUCGUGGUUUUGGAUUUGGUUUGUCAUUCCUACCCAUUCUUGUUAUGAUGGUCGCCAACAUGGUCUUCAUCUUCACAAUGGAGCCAUCAGCAUUGAUCUUCAGUUUGUCUGACAAACCUAAGGAGGUCUUGACUACACCUUCCAGAAAACAGAGGUUCUGGGGAUGAAAACUGUCCAGCAAUCAGUUUUCAGUUGGAACACGCUACUUCCUGUAAUGCUUCCUACUCAUUAUUUGGCCCUUUCCUGUUGUGGAAAGAGCCGUUCUUCUCAUGUUUGCUUGCAUUUUAUCAUGUAUAUAACUUGAUAAUUUGAAAACCAGUUUUUGUUUACACAAACUUUCAGAUUUCAUAAUAAAAGAAAAUUAAUCCACAAA
Messenger RNA from Doryrhamphus excisus (bluestripe pipefish), 1368 nucleotides. RefSeq names its product transmembrane protein 79b (gene tmem79b). Gene Ontology annotation, biological process: regulated exocytosis. The record is from RefSeq and is a predicted model, not a curated record. Gene Ontology annotation, cellular component: trans-Golgi network membrane; lysosomal membrane. Lineage: Eukaryota; Metazoa; Chordata; Actinopteri; Syngnathiformes; Syngnathidae.